Molecule: messenger RNA, 7364 nt
Organism: Brassica rapa (field mustard)
Lineage: Eukaryota; Viridiplantae; Streptophyta; Magnoliopsida; Brassicales; Brassicaceae
Product: ethylene-responsive transcription factor 12-like
Biological process (GO): regulation of DNA-templated transcription
Molecular function (GO): DNA binding; DNA-binding transcription factor activity
Source: RefSeq, a predicted model, not a curated record
UAUCAUUUAGUUAUUUCUUUUAAUUAGUCAUAGUUUAAAAACCCAUCUAAAUCAUUGGUUGCACUUAGAUUAAGUGAUUACUUGCAUUCUCGGUGCUUUGAUAUCUCUCAGAACUGGUUCGACAAUCAUUUAUACUACAGCAUUUGUCUUAGGAGCCUUGAAAACUCCUAACAUCAACCAUGCAAAGGUUCCACUCAGCUUUAAUGGACGAAGAGUACAUGUGGAAGAGCAGGAAUGGUACCAACAGAGGGCCACAACAGGAGAGUCAAAUCAUGAAAGAUCUCUCUUCUCAAAAAUAUGAUAGUAAAUUAAAAACACACGACCACAUGUUAUAUUAUUACAGAACAUCAAAACCAUUUAACUUUUUAAUUGUCUAGAGUUUCAACUAUAUCAUCCUACAAAUCUGAAAGCUUGUCCUAGAUUAACAAUAGAUUUACCGAGAAAAACAGAGCAAAACAAACCAAAACCUAGUAAAAAAAAUUGAUUGUCAAUACAAAAACCAAGACAAUCAGAAUUCAUAGGCAACACUAAGCAAGAGAAGUUUAAUUAACUGCAUAGAGAGAGAUAAUGAACGACCUUAGAAAACUCGUGAAGAGCAUUCUCCCUGAGUUCGGGGUUGCAAAUGUCGAGCACUAACUGCUCCGCCGCAUAGAACAUGUGUCGUCCCUAUCUAGUUCAAGUUAGAGUGACCUCUUUUUAUACAAAGGAGUCCAAAAUAGGUAAUGAAAUUAUGAAACAUUCGAUUUUUAAAGCGGUGGUCAGAUUACCUUGGAAUAAAGCAGCAGCAUAUCAACCCCCAUAAACUGGCCUCUUUAUUUUAUUGACAUUCCUAGACUCCAAAAACGGAGGAGUCGCAUCUGUACCACCUACCUGCACCGGACUGCCUUCAAGUGAGACAAUGGGAUAUGGGACAGUGUAACACAUUUCUCGAAAGACCUAACCUCAAAUUUUCUAUAGCUCGGUCUCAGUCUCAACAAUCACAUCUUUCGUGUGUAUAGGAUCAGGAAGAGAAGAGAUCUGAGCCACAUAACAAUGUGAACUUUGACCUCUCCGACUCCUCCACGUUUUCUAUUAAAGUGAGAAUUUUGAAUUGUCAAGACACAAACCUUGCCACAUCCAACACAGAAUUUUGAGUUACCGUGAUCUAGACAUGAUUCAUCAGUCUCGUCUAGCGUUUUCUUAAAUCAGAAACAGUGGCUUGCACCAUAACCUAACAAUCACCACGAAAUCAAUCUUCAAUUAAAAGAAGACCAGGAAAGAGGAGAAUAAAGAAGUAGUAGGAUACCUCCUUGGUGGAGACACUCAAAGUAAUCACUGAAUUCAAUCCAGAAAUCAUAUCCCUCUUCCCGACUACUUAUCGAAGGAGAUUACAGAGAAAAAGAGAAUGAUACUCAGAAGAAUAACUGAUUUGAAGGGCAAAUACAUGAUCCAAAUAAUAUAUGAUGAUUUCUAGAUCUAGGGGAGAGGUCGCUUCCGUUUCUGAGAAGGGAGAAGAGUAUAUCUUAUUGUAAUAGAUCGGAGAAGACAAUAAUUGCUUCUAUUUUCAGAUGAGAUGAAGCUCAAAAGACAGAGUCGCGUAGGUUUAAGGAGAUGAUGACAUGGCUACAGAAAGUUCUCUAAUUGGCUGAUUUUUUAAUCUGACGUGGACACACUCUCUACUCCUCAUAUAACCCUUUUAAUAUAGUAUAGAUACAUAUAAUUCACUGAUAUUUCUAUACCAAAAAUACAAUUAAUAAUUUUUAGAUGAAUAAAUAAAUGAUAAUGGCAGAAAAUAUAAUAUUGGAAACAAACCAGUGACAUUUCCAAAAAGUAUAUAGUAUAUCAUGUAUUUAUUGUUUUGAUUGUUAGAGAAAAUAAAGAUAAGACCAAAAUAUAAUGAAUAGUUAAUGAAUAGGUGCAACAACAUUUCAUAAGUAAUUUUUUUAAGAAUCUUUUUCUUUUAAUAAUAUAGAUAAUGAACUCAUCAAUCAAUCUACCUACCCAUCAAAAAAAAGAUUGUAUAAUUUACAGUUUCAAAUGAACCAUUAUCAGAUUUCAUUUGCUUUAAAAGUUUAGUUAAUUUAUCAAUAAAGGAAAGUAAGAUCAUUCUGACAUGGCUGAUUGGUAAGACCAUUUUUCGCAUUUGGACAAGUUCACCUGUCAAAUGUUGAAUACAUGAUCAGUUUAAAAUAGAUCAAAGACAUUUUUCAAACAAUUACGUUGAACAUAACUUAUCAAUAGAAUCAAGUAAGAUAAUCCUAAAACAUGGCUGAUUGGUAAGAACAUUUUUGCAUUUGGACAAGUUAUGUCAAAUCUUGAAUGCGAUCGGUUUAAGAUAAGAACUACAAUUUGUUUCAAAUUUCAAACUCUUCAAACAAUUACGUUUAACACAACUUAUAAAUAGUAGAUAAAAGCGAUGAGUACAGUCGAUCUGCCGUUACUUUCCAUAGACAUCUCAUUGUAUAGUAGUUAUAUGCAGUGCCGUGCGAAGGUUUUUGAGGACCCAAGGCGAAUUAAAAAAAAAUUUAUUUGAUAUCGUUUUUUGAAAAAAGUUCUAUUUAAAUUCAAAUUAUAUAAAAUAUUUUUUUGAAAAAAACAUAUAAACAUAACACUAAAAAGUUUUGAUUUAUUACCUAAACAUUUUCUAAAUUUUCUGCACUAGACUUUUAUAAACUAAAAAUAAAAUAAUGAUCAAAAGUAGGAAUUAGUAAUAUAAAAACAAAAAUACAAAUUUUGAAUUAAAAUGUUGGUCGCUGUUAAAAAGCUAAAUCUUGGCGUUUAAAUUAAAUACAAUAAACUAUAUAUUCAAAAUAUUAUAAUUUGUUAAUCAAAUUCUAUAAAUAUAUAAAAUAAAUCUAACUCAUAACAUAUACAAAAAUGAAAAAUAUGGAUCAAAUAUUUACAGUUAAUUAGAAGUAGAAUCUUUAUAGUUUUACAUAAAAUAUAGUAAAAUUAAUCAUAAAUUAGUUUUUUUUUUUAAACAUAAAUCGAAUUUAGAAUCAAAUAAAAAUAAAAAUCUAACUAAAAGAAUACAUUAACUAUUAUGUAAUUCUUUUGUUUUGUAAUUAGGGGCCCUUAAAAUUUUACAAAAUUUGGGGGCCUUAGGCAAAUGUCUUUUUCAUUAAGCUGUAAGCACGGCUCUGGUUAUAUGUAUAUUUCUCUAAUACAUUCAAUUAUUAAAACAGUAUAUUAUGGUGUAAGAACACCAACGUGUAAACAUAUUUCAGCAUACAAAAGUCACAUCGCCAAGCUAGCAAAAGAUCGAACGGUGUUUGAUUCUUCAAAACACCCGAGCAACCUAGAUCCUAGACAUCACAUAUUCAGUUUUUUACUUAUUUUAUUUACUUUGGAAACACAAAUGUAUAAAUUUUUAUAUAUUUUUUAAAAUAAAUGUAUAUUGCUUGCUUAUUACAAAAAUGUUAAAAUUUUAUAAUCGUCAAAGAAGCCGAUGAUGACGGGUGUCUCAAGUUUAGGUCCACGAACCUCUUUUUAUUCUUUAAAACUCUCUCUCUCUCUCACUUGGGUCAAACAAGUCGACAAAGCAAAACUCUCUCUCUCUCUCUCUCUCUCUCUCUCUAGAUUAGAACAAUGACGUCGUCGACUUGCGGGAGGGAGGUUCAUUACAGAGGAGUAAGGAAGAGACCAUGGGGUCGCUACGCGGCAGAGAUUAGAGAUCCUUGGAAGAAAACUAGGGUUUGGUUAGGCACUUUCGACACUCCCGAAGAAGCAGCUCUCGCUUACGAUGGCGCCGCCCGUUUCCUCCGUGGCAUCAAAGCUAAGACUAACUUCCCCUCUCCUCUCUCUCUUGACCUUAACCACAUCCCUUCCGCUCCCUCCGUCCCCGCCGCACAUAACCAACACCAACAACUCUGGUUCUCGGCUCCUCCUCCGGUUUCUGACAAUCACCACCACCAUCACCAUAGAGUCUUUCUCCGAACCGGAGUGCUCAACGACACGACCUCAGAUUUCCUCUCUAGAGAAACACCGCUUCACAUAGCCGCCUCGCCUGCCGCUGCCACGUCGUCUUCGCCUCGAGUAGUUGAGUUUCCGAUGAGUACUGCCUCCGCAACGACGAGACGUGGCUUAGCCAUUGAUCUCAACGAGCUGCCGCCGCUUUGGCUGUAAAACACACUAUGAAAAUGGAGAACGGCGCCGUCUUGAUGAACACUUUCGGUGGAACUAUUAUUGUUUUAACUUUAGUUUCUUUUUAGCUAAAAAUCUUUUUAGAGUAAUAUGAUCAGUUUUCUUUUCAGUGUCCUUUUCUCUUUUUAGUUAUGUAAGAGACGGAGACUGAUGGUUAUGAUCCAUCAUCCAUGUUGCGGAAACAAAAAAUAAACUUCUUAAUUAACACUCAGUAUUAAUUGUUAAGUAGCCUUGUGUACAUUGUUAUAAUUGUUUGAUUAGAAAACUGGAUCUAAACAAAGUUAUUUUGAUGUGGAUUGUUGCGAGUCCAAUGACAGUCGCUUAUGUCAGUUUCGGGGUUUUUUUUAAAUUGUAUCGUGUCAUGAAGUACGGACUGACUUGUGUACUAGCUCUCUUUACUCUGCUUUGCGUUCUGUUUGACUCACGCGCCUCUCUUACAACGACAAAAGACUGAGAAAGAGAGAAGCAGACAAAAGAGUAAAAACUGAGCAAGCGUGUGAAUUUGGACAAUUGGACUGCCAUUAACACUUGCAGACAAUAAUUGUAUUAUCUUAUCAGUUCGAGUAUGUAAAUAGUUUCCUAUGUUUUUACAAAAUAAAUAUAUAUUUUUAUUAAAAAUAUAUUUUCUAGAAAAUAACUGCUACUUUUAUCCUUAUGUUCAUUGUUUUUGAAUAUGAUUUGUAAGCGAAUUCGUAUAGUUAUACGAGAUAUGAAUUUUUUUCUUUCUUUUUUUUGACAUUUUUUGUCAAUUCGUCCUAGAACCACUAAAUGUGUUAACGAAUGUAAAACUAAAAUUUUACUGAGGUUUUUGUUGAAACCAAAUUAUGUUUAGAUGAGCCAUUUGUUAUUGAAUACCCAUUAAUUAAGUAAAGUGAAAUUAUGAAUGAUAUAGAGUGUAUUUAUAUAUCAGUUCUCUUUAAACUAUCUCCAACCUAUUUUUAUAUCUUUUAAAUUUUUUUAUUACAGAUAUGGUUCUUGUUUUGAUGUAUAUAUUUAUAAUAUUUUUCUAUAAAACGGUGUUAUUUAUAUUUUUAUAUUUAAAAAUAAAAAUAACAUUUUUCUAUAAAAAAAUUAUUAUAGAAACAUAUAUUGGAGUAAAUCAUCUCUACAAUGAAAUUUUUAUUUUAAAAUAAAAUAAAAUAAAUAUAGGGAAGAAUUGGAGAGGCUCUUAUAAAAUAGCAAAAUUUGUUUUGAAAUUCAAUGUUAUACUUAAUUCAUGUAAGUACAUGAGACCCUAUAUAUUAUUACAUACUAGGUUUUUUUUUUGGUCAAUUAUAGUUACAAUCACAUACUUUUUUUCGGGCAACAAUUACAAUUACAUACUAUAUGAAUAUAUUUUAGGCCUAAGAAACCGGUUGUUCAAUUUGAAUUUGAACAUGGUCUCAAUGACGACCGCUGCAUUUGAUUCUGAAUUAACGUAAUUCCCCUUUUGGCUCUUGUGGAGACCCCACUCGCCGUCGCCUGACUUUGGGGUCUUUUUUUUUUGUUUUCUUUGACAUUUACUUAGUUUAUUAUAGGCUAAACUAAACGUUUAGCGUGGUCCUUUGUGAGUCUCUUGUCGUUUUGACCUCUUACAUAUAAUAUGGAGUUCGUUGUUGUCUAUCCGCUAGCUAUCUCUAGUUUUUUCAAUAAACCUAAGAUUUAUUUAGUUAUUUGACAAAAAGUCUAUUUAAUAGUAACAAUUUAGUUCUGUUUAAGUUACUCAAAAGUGUGGCGGCAGUGGCCGACCAUAACUUUGAAGCAUCGGUAAUAGAAUUAGCUAUAUCGUCACGUAAGCUAAAUGAAAAAAAUAUGGACAGACAUAUUGUUGACAUGAUAGGAAAUUUUGUUGGUUGGCGGAGAGGAGCAAAUUCCAACAAACAUUACUUUUUCAUUUUGGAUUAAUUUCAAAAUAAAUUCCAACAAAUUCUUCUCUUAAUUUCAAAAUAAAUGUGGUUAUAUAUUUGGGCCAUGGGCUUUUAAUCAAAUGAGGUCCAAGUUCAGUUUGUGUUUAUCUUCACUUUAGGUAGCAGUUUGGAAUAAUAUCUCCUAUGUUUUUUUUUGGUCAAACAUAUCUUCUUUGUUUUACUUAUUUUUCUCGUUAGAAAAAUAAAUCCUUAUCAUAGUCUAACAGCUUAAUGUUUUAGCAUAAUAUAUCACAAGAACCUUUUACGCACACACACACGCACACACACACAUAUAUAAAUAUGUUCAAAAAAAUUUAGCAAUCGAAAGUAUUUUUCUAAUACAAGAUGUUUUAUACACUUUUAUAUUAUUUUAUUAACUGAUUUGAUAUUUUAUCUAAUACAAAGAUAAACUUCUAUUACAUACAAAGAUAACAUGAAUUGUAACAGCUUACUGUUUAUGCGGUACUAAUGCAUAAACUAAAGACCAUUUGUUUCUUCAUUGUGAUGUCUCAUCUCAGCUGUGGGACAUCGUUUUGACUCUUCUGGGCCAGCCGUUUCUCAUGCUUUCUGAUUGGCAAGCUCUCCUCUGCUGAAGGCUUUCUCAGACUUGCCAGGAUUGUCUUCGAUCCUAAAGAGACUCACGGUUCAGGUGGAGAUAUUUUAUCAUUUGGAAAGAAAAGAACAACAUGCUGCGCAACAGCAUCUCGGACACCACUCUUCCUAUGUUUAGGAGGCUGGAUAGAACUCUCCGUGACACUCUCCUUGCACGUUUAUUCCCAUAAACGGUGUCUCACUGGUUUCCGCUCAUAGUUUCAUCAGGAUUUUAUUUUAUCUUUUCGGAAUAUAUAACUUUAUACUUCUCAAACGCUUGUAACUAAAGUCUUGUUCUUUCUUUUUUGGAAUAGUAUUUACAUUUAUACAAAAACGUUAACAUGAUAAGGCUUCUAGAUCUUAUGCUAUUUGUGACACAAUUCCAUAACAACAAAAAACAAAUAAACUACUAAUUUACUAUGCGCCUUUAUUUGAGGCAGCAAAAUUCUGUCUUUGACCAAUAGUCCCAUUGUAUUUUCCUUUUGGCUUUUCUAACCUUUCCUCAAAUAAUUGUAUACAGAUAAAAGAGAAACGACUUAUAUUUGUUCUUUGCCGACAAUUUUUAUUUUUUUAAUGUGUUCGUCAAAAAGAUUGAUGCCAAAACAGAUUUACUAAGUUUUGCUGAUCAGAAAAUUAAACAAAAACGUUACAAGUAAUCGAUAAACAACGGCAGAUGAGAACAAAACAUUCUCAACACUAACAUUAUUUUUAGUUUCCUGCUGACCCAAAAAUUGAAAAAAAAAAAAAUUGGCACCAACUUAAUAA